This is a messenger RNA of Octopus sinensis (East Asian common octopus), 2382 nucleotides long. Its product is annotated as zinc finger protein 665-like. The transcript has 4 exons. Bases 897 to 2330 code for a protein of 477 amino acids. Gene Ontology annotation, biological process: regulation of transcription by RNA polymerase II. Gene Ontology annotation, molecular function: RNA polymerase II cis-regulatory region sequence-specific DNA binding; DNA-binding transcription activator activity, RNA polymerase II-specific. The record is from RefSeq and is a predicted model, not a curated record. NCBI's taxonomy places the organism in Eukaryota, Metazoa, Mollusca, Cephalopoda, Octopoda, Octopodidae. Gene Ontology annotation, cellular component: nucleus.
AUUUGCCAGCAAAAUCUCAUAAAAUGGCAAUGUUCUAUAAGUUGUACAUGCUUAUAUCCUUUGUAUGAAAAUAAAGAAGUUAAAUAUGUUAUGUGACUCCGGCGUAACCGUAACCGCCAAAAACGGGUGGUGUGGCUAUUCGUUACCUUGGCCCAAUUCACAUUUUCAAAAAUUUAUUAUAGUUAUAAACAAACAUUAACAGUUUACCACCUUAAUUUCAGCAUCAGACAAAAGUGAGUAAAUACGAAGCGCACAACAACCGGAUUGUUAGUUCGUUUCGUUGACAUUCCGUGUCGGCUUUUCUAUGUGUCUUCCAGUAAUAUUUCCCGCUCGUUCGAGUGUGUAAUUAAAAAUAUUUCUUAUAAAACAGCGACUAAAUUAUCAUCAGAGAAUAUGAGAUGUUAGUGGUAUAAAGGAGUUUUUACAUCAGAUACAUCAUGAAUAUUGAUCAUCCUUUGAAGACUAAUGGAAGAUAUUAUAAAUAAUAUAUAUAACCCUGUUUCUAUUACAAAUCUAUGAAUAUGAGAUGUUAGUGGUAUAAAGGAGUUUUUACAUCAGAUACAUCAGGAAUAUUGAUCAUCACUUGAAGACUAAUGGAAGAUGUUAUAAAUAAUACAUAUAACCACGUUUAUAUAAUUUAUCUAUGGUGAAGAACUGUGAAAAAUUCCAUCUGAAUUAAUAGCAACAUUUGUUUCCAUCAUUGCCUGGAAUAUUUGCUAAAGUAUUUCCCAUUCAGUCUGAACUUGGAAAAAUCUGCAAAGGUGUUUCUAUUACCUUUAGAUAUUGACAAAGACCAGACUUGUGGAAAAUAUAACUAGAGAAUUAUUUGAAUCAACCAAGGAAUAUAUAAGAAGAACAGGAAAAUAUAUUUUGUGCUUGUAUACUAUAGAACAAUAAUGAAUCCUCAAGAGAUGACAAAAGAAAGAAAAAAGUUAUCACACCAAUGUGAUAUCUGUAAAAAGACUUUUUCUAAUAAGGGAAAUCUCACUGUUCACAAAUUCAUUCAUGCAGGGGGGAAACAAUAUCAUUGUGAUAUUUGUGGUAAAUCAAUCUCUCAGAAAAGUAACCUUACCUCUCACAAAUACAUUCAUACAAGAGAGAAACGGUAUCGCUGUGAUAUUUGUGGAAAGUCAUUCUUACAGAAGGUUCACCUUACUUCUCACAAAUACAGUCAUACAGGAGAGAAACCAUAUCGCUGUGAUAUUUGUGGUAAAUCAUUCUCUCAAACAAAUAGUCUUACUUACCACAAAUUCAGUCAUACAGGGGAGAAACCACAUCCCUGUGAUAUAUGUGGUAUAUCAUUCUCCCAGUUAGGUGACUUAACUAAACACAAAUACAUUCAUAAUGGAGAGAAACCUUAUCACUGUGAUAUCUGUGGAAAGUCAUUCUCCCAGAAAAUACAUCUGACUUCCCACAAAAAUGUUCAUACAGGAGAAAAUUCAUAUCACUGUGAUGUCUGUGGUAAAUCGUUCUCUCAUAAAAGUAGCCUUCUUUGUCACAAAGACAUUCACUUAGGAGAGAAACCACAUCACUGUGAUAUCUGUGAUAAAUCAUUCCGCCUGAUAGGUAGCUUAACAAGACACAAAUACAUUCAUACAAGAGAGAAACCAUAUCGUUGUGAUAUCUGUGGAGUGUCAUUCACUCAGAAGACUAGUCUUACUUCUCAUAAAUACACUCACACAGGAGAGAAACCAUAUGAAUGUGAUAUUUGUGGUAAAUCAUUCUCUCAAAACCGUACCCUUAUGUAUCACAAAUCCAUUCAUACAGGAGAGAAACCAUAUCAAUGUGAUAUUUGUGGUGAGUCAUUCUCUCGGAAGACUGGCCUUGCUUAUCAUAAAUCCAUUCAUACAGGAGAGAAACCAUAUGAAUGCGAUAUUUGUGGUAAAUCCUUUUCGUUAAAAAGUUAUUUAACAACUCACAAACUUAUUCAUACUAAUGAGAAGCCAUAUCAGUGUGAUAUCUGUGGUAAAACGUUCUCUCAUAAAAGUAACCUUAGUAAUCAUACAUACACUCAUACUGGAGAGAAACUAUAUCCCUGUGACAUUUGUGGUAAAUCAUUCUCUCAAAAAAGUUGCCUUACUUAUCACAAAUACACUCAUACAGGGGAGAAACCACAUCACUGUGAUGUUUGUGGUAAAUCAUUCCCUUGUUUGAGCGCUUUAACCUCUCAUAAAUACAUUCACACAGGAGAGCAACCAUAUCAAUGUAAUAUCUGUAGCACAGCAUUCUCCCGAAAAAGUAGUUUAUCUGUGCACAAACGCACUCAUACAGGAGACAAGCCAUAUCCCUGUGACAUUUGUGGUAAAUCAUUUUUUAUCAAAGCAAGUUAACCUCUCAUAAAUACAUUCAUACAGGAGAAAAACCAUAUUCCUGUGAUAUCUG